AUCCACGUAUGAGUAAUUUGAUAAAAUGUGCCCUAUUUUGAAUUCAAAUGUUGACAGUUAUAUUAUUUGACAGAUACAGAAAAUAUUCGGAUACUUGAUAUUGUGAAUUAAGUUUAAUGUUUCUGUACUGACAUAAGACUCAAGUGGAAUUUGUAACCGUGUAUUGAUUUGAAACCGUGGUUCAAUGUACAUCACUGCAUACAAGUUAUUGUGUUUAAUCAUUAUUGUGGAUUACUGACUGGUAAACAUCAUUAGUCAUAAUUUAUAUAAAUCUAAGGUGAAUCUUACGUUAUGUGUAUAACUGGAGUUUGAACAGAAAAUUCUGUAAAAUAUAUGCAGCAUGUUAAAGCGAGAAAAUGAGGAGCAGCUAUCGAGUGAUGGAGACUCGGACAUCUGUGAUGAAUUAGAUCGUAGACCCCCGGCACAAGAUCCGUGUUAUAGGUGUAAAAAACGGGUUUACCCCGUGGAGAGGAUUGAUGUUGGAGUUUUGUUUCAUAGGCGGUGUUUUCGGUGCCGGGUUUGCGGUCUACAAUUGAGUUUGCGAACAUUUCACUUCGACCAGGAAAAUGAUCCCGACGUUUACUGUAAAAAUCACGUGCCAAAAUUUGUUGGGACGAUAGAUGGAGAAGCUCUAGGUGUGAGGACAGCUUUAAAUGCGCCGAAAGUCACCAAAAAUAAUGAAUUUAGAGGAAGCGUUUAUAAUCCAGCAUGCCAGUACAGCACUGGUUCGCUGGAUUAUUCACACCAUCGUGAGAAAAACUCUCGAACAUCUCUCGGAACUUAUCAGGACUUUGAGAAAUCGGGCGUGUACGCGGCCCAGUCUCAGUUAGAAGAACGCCAGAAACUGGAAGAGGAUGAAUUAUACGCCACACUUAAGACAGAGAAACAGAAAAAAUUAGAGAAGAUAGAGAAGGAAUUAGAGAUAGAGAAGGAGAGGUCCGUACGGGAGAUGAUUGAGGGGUUUGAACAACUGAAGAAAUACAAAGAUCCCGAAACUUUAGAGUCAGAGAAAAAAAAACUAGAAUCGCAUUACAGGAAGAAGAAAGAGGAGAGGAUCCGGAAGUUAAUGGAAAGACUAAGUGCUGAUGCAAAGGAAAGCGUGUCAAAAUUGAUUGAAAAACACAGUCAGGAAAUGUUAGUGAUGAUAGCUGAGCGUCUCUCCGAAGUUAAUACAAUGGAAAUUGUUCAUGAGUGUGAGGAGAUGCAGAUGAAAGACACAGAAAGAAAAGUUGCUGAACUUACACAAACACCGUCCAUUUGUCCACCGGAAACGAAAAGGUCUCAGAUGUUUAAAAGUCCAAAGGAAUUUGAGAAAAUUGACCACCAUGUUUUUGAUGUUGCAAAAAAUGAGUACAUGACCUUUACUGACCUUGUCAAAGAUCUUAUCAUAGAUUGUGAAACCGAUCUGGAAAAGGCACGAUCACUAUUCCGGUGGAUUACAUGGAAAGAUUUGAACCAACUGGACGUUGAUGAGUCUGUGAACCCUGAGUCCCCUCUCGGUCUGUUGAGAGGUAUAAAGUACGGCACAGAGAGCUACCAUGACCUUUUCAAGAGACUUUGCAGUUAUGCUGGUUUAUACUGCGAGGUGAUUCAGGGUUAUUCUAAAGGGGCCGGUUAUAGACCAGGCAUGCGCAUUGAGGGCGACAAGUUCCGAAACUCAUGGACUGCAGUCUAUAUCACAGGGUCAUGGUGCUUUAUAAACUGUAACUGGGGCGCGAGGCAUGUUAAAGGUCAUCAGGUUAAAAGAGAAGGUCAAGCUGAAGACAUGCAAAAGUUUUUCUAUAAAUGUGAUGAAUUUUAUUUUGUAACGGAUCCGGAGGAUCAUAUCUAUCAACAUUAUCCGAAUGAUCCAAAAUGGCAGCUUCUAGAAUGUCCCAUAACGCUAACAGAGUUUAUUACACUUCCGGUUGUGAAAUCGCCAUUUUUCAACUAUGGAUUACGGUUCUCUGUUCAUUAUGAUUGUAUACAAUAUACACAAAAUGGUAUUGUAGUUUUACAGUUAAAGAUUCCAAAUCUUCUUGGGUUUGGCUACACCUUUGAAGCAAAAGAUAAAACGAUCAAUUCUUCCCGUCUUGAAGGGCGCGUGAUGCUGAGGAUUGUGGGUCAUAAUGCAAUAUUUACUGUGGCGCCACCUAAGUCUGGUAGAUAUUUCUUUACGAUCUACGCCAAGGAUGACUGGAACUCAGAAUCUCUUCAGAGUGCAUGUGCCUUCAGAAUCAAAUGUGUUGAAAAUAGAGACGCAAUCAAAAGUCCUUUCCCGAAAGUACCCUUCUUUGGCCCAACCCCUGCAAUGAGUCAGUGUGGGGUUCUGCCUGAAACACAUAUCGACCCUUUAAUUCAUUACAGUCAUGAAGAUUGUUGUUGUACAUUUAAGCUUCAGAAUAGAGAUGUCAAGCUCAGUUAUACCUUUAAAUACUAUGGACCAUGGGAUAACGAAAUCCCCGAUAUUCAGAGAUACGUGUUCAUAAAACACAGAGACGAGAACACUGUUACAUAUCAAAUACGAUGUCCCUUACAGGGUAAAUAUGUCCUUUCCAUACUUGGUGAAAAUAACCCAUGUACUGAAGAUGGUUCGGUUACAUACGAUUGUUUAUUUCGAUACUUAAUACAAUGCAGGCAACCAGGCAAAGACAAACGCCCUCUUCCGAGAGCAUGUCACAGAUGGCUUCAUGGUACAUUGCUGGAACCCAACUGUGGUGACAUUCCGGUUGAUAGACAAGUGACAUUCCGUGUGAGGGCGCCCCUUGCCAUUGACGUCGCUUUGUUAAUUGGUGACGUCUGGUUUCAUUUUAAGGACAUUAACGAUGGCAUUUGGGAGGGUUCUGUGACGACAGGAAAAACUGCAUGUAAGGCGAAACUCUACGCAAAAUUGGAUAAAGAGAGGUCAAGAUUUUCACCUCUUAUUGAGUUUCAGGUGAAAUAAAAAUAUAAUAAAGAAGAUGAACUUUGUGAGUAACACAUCGAUGAGAGAAUCGUCGCCAAAUUAAGUUUUUGAAAACUCAUAACUUUUUAACCAGGUUUUCCGAAGGAAAAAACUGGCUAUUAGAUUGAGGUAUGUCGGCGGGCGGCCGGAUUGGGGGGGGGCGAAAACAAUUUUUUCUGUGCGCAAAUCCUCAUACAUUUCUUAAGGGAUUUUGACCAAACUUUCACAUCAAGUGCCUAUUGUUAGGUUAUGAAAAUACCUUGCUUAUCAAAGUUAUGAAAAUACCUUGCUAAUGGUUGUUUUUGGACCUCCUGGGUCAUGGUCAACGUUACUGUAACUUAAAAUAGAAAAUCAUUUUCCGGUUAAUAACUUGAGUUUGGAAUGAUAUAUUUCAAUGAAACUUUGUGUAUAUAAAACUGAUGUACAUUUAUUGCUUGUGGUUGCUUUUAAAUCCCCAAGGGCCAAAGUCACUGUUACUAAAGAUAGCAAAUCAGUUUCCGAUCAAUAUUUAGAGUUUGGAGUGACAUAUUUGUAAUUUCAGUAAAACUUAUGUAUAAAAAGUUUAUGUGAAGAUUUCGCUUGGGAUUGCUUUUGGGUUUAUUAGGAUCAAGAAAAAGCAACUGUUACUAAAAAUAGAAAAUUGGUUUCCGAUCUACUACUAGAUUUAGGAAGAGAUUUUAGUCAAACUUGUAUAUUAUUCCUACAGUAUUUGAACGACUCAAUUUGGCUUGCUUUUGAGCUCCAUAGGCUCCUUGUUACUGUUUUAAUGCAUGAAGUUAUAUUGUAGGUUGCUUCUAUGUAUAUUCCACAUAAUUAUUAUGACAACCAAACAAUGGUAAUAAUUAAAAACUUGGUUUCGUGGCAUUGCCAUGUUUCUUGUUUACACGUGUAUUUGGCAUUUUCUAUAAUCAAAAUGUAUAUGCUCAAUCAAAAAAGGGACGGAAGGGCUUAAUUAUGAAUAUCUACAAUCACUUGAAUAUCAAAGUUAAUUAAUAAAUAUAAAGCCAGUAUUUUGGUUACAUGUAUAUAGUAAGUUCUGCUGAUAUAAUGUCGCCUUGCUUUUUAUCCAUUUAGAUGGUAAAAUGUCGUCAUGAAAAAAAAACUAUUUCUGAAGAUAUGAUGCCUUUAUUCUACAGAAAUAAAAAAAUAAAAUCGUCCACUUCGCGCAUGCCUUUUGUGGAGCUCCAAAGGCCUUAAAAUCAAAAGUGUGUAUAUGCGCAAUUCAUCCUACACAGAAAUAUUAUAGACGUUCAUAAACAAUACCACGUAAAAUGACGAUACAGAGAAUUAAAUUAUAUUUAAUAGCAUAUUUUUAACAAAAAGGCAAAUUAUUAUUAUUCCUUUGUGACCAAGAUUAUUCCAUUAAAAGAUAUGGAAAAGA
Molecule: messenger RNA, 4304 nt
Organism: Ruditapes philippinarum (Manila clam)
Lineage: Eukaryota; Metazoa; Mollusca; Bivalvia; Venerida; Veneridae
Product: hillarin-like
Exons: 10
Coding region: 341-2923 (860 amino acids)
Source: RefSeq, a predicted model, not a curated record